GACCGCACCACCAUUUUCGAUGUGUGUGCUGGGAAACAGAGAGAGGUGCGGUGUUGCGUGAUUGACUGAGAGUGUGUUUGUUGUGUUUUAGAGAUUGUUGUAACGUAGAGAAAAUUCUCUACUCUCUCGAGCGCGAGUCUUUAGCAUUUUUGGAGUAUCGUAAUUCGGGAAAUCGAGAAAUAUGUCCUCCUACAUCCAGGUCGCGGAAGACGAGGGAGAGGAACCGAUCGAGCUGCCGACUGAGGAUGAUGGUACACUCUUGUUGACGACUCUUUCAGCUCAGUUCCCGGGAACCUGCGGGCUCAAGUAUAGAAAUCCUGAGUCCAGGACGAUGCGUGGCGUUAGGCUCGUUGACGGACGGCUACAUCCCCCUGAAAAUGGAUGGGGCAAAGCGGUCUAUUUCUGUGUCUUUCCAAAAGAGAACAAACGUAAAUCGGAUGACAAUUUGGAGAAUUCGACAGCAAAAACCAAGAGAAUGGAAACAAAAUUACGGUGCACCGACUUGAUUGUCCUCGGCUUGCCGUGGAAAACGACUGAACAGAAUUUACGUGAAUACUUCGAGACCUUUGGGGAGGUCUUAAUGGCCCAGGUGAAAAAGGACGCGAAAUCCGGCCAGAGCAAGGGAUUCGGUUUCAUCAGGUUUGGAAGUUACGAGUCGCAAUUACGAUGUCUUGCACAGCGACACAUGAUUGACGGCAGAUGGUGCGACGUCAAAGUUCCAAACAGCAAGGAGGGAAUGAUUCAGCAAGUGCCCUGCAAGGUAUUCGUGGGACGCUGUACCGAAGACCUAACCGCCGACGAUCUGCGCGACUAUUUCUCCAAAUUUGGAGAGGUCACGGACGUUUUCAUCCCGAAACCGUUCCGCGCGUUCUCGUUCGUGACAUUCCUCGAUCCCGAGGUGGCCCAGUCACUUUGCGGAGAAGACCACAUAAUCAAGGGUGUCUCCGUUCACGUGUCCAAUGCAGCACCAAAGUCCGAGGGGAACAACCGGAACUUUAACAACCAGAUGAACUCGAACAUGCGAGGCAGAGGAAUGCCGGGUCCAAUAGACAACAAUAUGCAGGGCAACUAUCAGGGCAAUCGAUACAUGGGCCAUUCCGGAAACAACAUGGGUCCCAAUGGUUGGAACAAUCCUGGCAAUCGGGGCAAUCUUGAUAUGCCAAACCUCCAGGCGCUUGGUAUCACCGGGCAGAACAAUGGGGGCGGUGGAGGUGGCGGAAUGUCGAAUCCGUUGGCAAUGGGGGGCUUGAAUUUGUCCGCUUUGCCAGUCAAUCCUGCCCUGGUGGCCGCUGCCUUGAAUCAAGCCUCCUGGGGUCUCAUCGGUAACUUGCAGAACCAGGGAAACGAUCAGGGCUACUCGAAUCAGCCAGGACCUCCCGGGCAGCCUCCUUCCGGAAAUAAUAGUCUUGGGAAUAGCGGCAAUUCGGGGUUUCUGAGCUGGAUGAAUCAGGGCGGCGGGGACGGUAACUCUGGGAAUCCUGGAUCCGCCGGACCCGGACCGAACAAUCCUAAUCCAUCCCAGGGUGCCUGGCAAAAUCAUCCUGGCAAUCGUGACAAGUCGAAUACAUUUCUUAAGUACGAGUAAAUUUAGACGGGACUCUGAGUCUACUCGUAAAAGACGGGCCCGGUCCCUGAGUCCCGAAGCUUUGGCGUUGGAGAAUUGCAGAGGUCAGGAGAAUCACUUUAGGAGCAAGAAGCAGAUGGGAAGGACUCUAAAGACUUUGGUGGACGGGAAUACAGGGGUCAAGACCAAAGCUGUAUCCUAGGAGAGAAUUUUUUAGGAUUCGAGAAUUAAGGAUGAGACUCUGAGAAUGAUUUUCUGAUUGAGAAUUUGGAUUAUAUAUGUCUUUUUGAUUUAAGCAAGCAAAAAAAA
Belonocnema kinseyi is the source of this 1873-nucleotide messenger RNA. It is a transcript of the gene TBPH, whose product is annotated as TAR DNA-binding protein 43. The record is from RefSeq and is a predicted model, not a curated record. The transcript is spliced from 4 exons. Gene Ontology annotation, cellular component: nucleoplasm. NCBI's taxonomy places the organism in Eukaryota, Metazoa, Arthropoda, Insecta, Hymenoptera, Cynipidae. Gene Ontology annotation, biological process: regulation of gene expression. The coding region runs from base 182 to 1585 and encodes 467 amino acids. Gene Ontology annotation, molecular function: RNA binding.